Pleurotus ostreatus (oyster mushroom) is the source of this 999-nucleotide messenger RNA. RefSeq lists its product as uncharacterized. Gene Ontology annotation, biological process: transmembrane transport. The coding region runs from base 1 to 999 and encodes 332 amino acids. Gene Ontology annotation, cellular component: membrane. The transcript is spliced from 8 exons. NCBI's taxonomy places the organism in Eukaryota, Fungi, Basidiomycota, Agaricomycetes, Agaricales, Pleurotaceae. Gene Ontology annotation, molecular function: transmembrane transporter activity. The record is from RefSeq and is a predicted model, not a curated record.
AUGAACUCCAGAAGAGGUGCUUCGAAUGGCUGUUCCUUCGUCCCGGUCAUUAAUGCCAGUGUUUCGUACUCGGUCCAUAGAAUUGCCGGCUUCGCGGUCAUCUCUCUCCUCGCCGCAGGGUUCAGUCCCAUCCUGGCUUACGGGUUGAGUCUGCUCAAUGGGAGAGGGGGCUUGGCCGGCUGGUCAUGGAUUUUCCUCGUAGAAGGCCUCAUCACGGUAGCUCUCGGAUUGCUAUCGUGGUUCUUCAUUCCAGAUGUUCCAGAGAGAAACGCCUUCUUGACGAAAGAACAGACUCACCUCGUACUGAAGCGUGUAGCGGAAGAUCGUGGCGAUUCCGUCGCGGACGAAGUGACUCUUCUGUCAGUGUUGGGGCAUCUCAAAGAUUGGGUACUUUGGGUGCAUGGGGUUAUGUUCUUCUGCUCGACGGUCCCACAAACUGCGCUAUCGUUCUUCAUGACUAUUAUCCUAAGUGGAAUGGGUUGGUCGAAAGAGAAGGCUCUACUUUUAAGUGCUCCGCCAUAUGUCCUCGCUCUAUUCAGCAGUAUGCUCUUUGCUUGGCUGUCUGAUAAAUGUCGACUGCGCGCACCUUUCAUCGCCGCUCAGGUGUUCAUCACCAUCACUGGCCUCGUAACUACGGCGUAUUCCCCAUCUCAUAGUUGGCGUUACGCUGGUAUUUUCCUCAUAGCAUCAGGGACAGCAGGGUGCAGCCCAGGUGUACUAGCUUACUCAUCGAACAACGUCAUAUCACAUUCGAAGAGAGCGGCUUCUGUGGCCCUAGUGGUUGGCUUCGGCGGAGCAGGCAGCAUUUUUGCGACUACAACAUUUCGGGAGCAAGACUCCCCUCGCUAUGUUCCUGGGCUGUGGGCCACAGUGGGCUGCCAGUUACUCCUCUUGGCCCUCCUACUUCUCACGAGCGUACAUUACUACCGGGUCAAUAGGAUUGCCCGUCACGGAGGACCCCCUGUCGAGGGCCAACAGGGAUUCAGGUAUACUCUCUAA